Messenger RNA from Impatiens glandulifera, 927 nucleotides. Its product is annotated as F-box/FBD/LRR-repeat protein At4g26340-like. The record is from RefSeq and is a predicted model, not a curated record. NCBI's taxonomy places the organism in Eukaryota, Viridiplantae, Streptophyta, Magnoliopsida, Ericales, Balsaminaceae. The transcript has a single exon. Bases 1 to 927 code for a protein of 308 amino acids. Gene Ontology annotation, molecular function: protein binding.
AUGAGGAGAAACAAAAGUCCAACCAAUGAAGACGACAAAAGUGGAAAAACAUCAAAAGAGAUUGUACGAGAAGGGGUUGAUUACAUAAGUCAAGUUCCGAGAGAAAUUCUGCAUCACAUACUCUUAUUUCUUCCUUUUAAGUACUGGAUAAUUUUGGGCAUGGUUUCAAAACAAUGGCAAGAUCUUUUGCGUGAAACUCCAAUUUUGAUUUUCGACGAGAAUGAAAUUGUUUCGAAAAUGAGAAGACAAGUUCGCGGUGUAUUACAUGAAGAGAAACCUCGAAGUGAUGGGCUAGAUGAGUGCAAACAGAGAUUUGCAGAGUUUGUGAACCACGUUAUGUUACAUCACUCUAGUUGUCUCAUAAAAUAUGCACGAUUAUCACUUCAAUAUGAACCUACAACAAGAUAUGCCUCAAAUGUUAAUAUUUGGGUUCACUUUUUGAUGACAAGAGAUAUAGAGAUGCUCGAGUUGAACUUUUCAUCAACACCAAACAUGUACUGUGAUCUAGGCAUUAUUGCAGCGAGGCGCACAAGAACAGCACAAACUUUUGAACUUCCUCAUCAGCCUUUUGAGCCCAAAUUUACAAGUUUCAUUUUGAGCUUCUGCAAACUUAAAGCAUUUAAAUUUGGAUGUUUCAUGAACUUAAAAGUGCUAUAUUUGAAAGAUGUGGACAUUCUAGACAGUUCUAUUGGACAACUAGUUUCAAAAUGUCCAGUCCUCGAAGAUUUAUACUUGGAGGGGUGCUCUGUAACCGAGGAAUUCUUUGUUUGUAAACAAGAUCUGAAAAUCAAGCAUUUGAAUUUGCUGAAUUGUUUGACAGAAAAGUGGCAAAGUUAUAUGAUUGACAUAUCUGUUCCACAAUUGACGAACCUGUUGAUCAAAGGAAGAUACCUCAAGAGUUCAGCCAUGCAUCAACCAAUUUGGUAG